This is a messenger RNA of Aplosporella prunicola CBS 121167, 1005 nucleotides long. RefSeq lists its product as uncharacterized. Lineage: Eukaryota; Fungi; Ascomycota; Dothideomycetes; Botryosphaeriales; Aplosporellaceae. Bases 1 to 1005 code for a protein of 334 amino acids. The record is from RefSeq and is a predicted model, not a curated record. The transcript has a single exon.
AUGACAGUACUCUCCAGCUUCAAUUUCAAUAACACACUCUUCAACUCUAACAACAAAACACUGGCGAUGCCUAAAGGCCCUACUGGCUCUCGUCCAUAUGCAGCAGUGGCUGCUGAGCGACAAUCAGGUGGACAACCAGCAGCAUUUACAAGCGAGAAGUUUGCUUUCGACAAAUUCAAUCUCUCUAAGCCGCUACCAAAGAAUGUAUCACUAGAGGCAAACGUCUCUACCUUUACAGUGGACUGGAAUUGUCAUCAACUCAAUUUAUCUACAACACCCCCUGUUCAGUUUUCAGAGGAAUGGCAAAUAAAUGCAUCAACUACCAACAAUCCUGGCACGGCAUGCUCCAAGAAUAUCAGUCAAGAGAUUCGUCUUGCCGGCACGGACACAGACGCGCGUGCGUGGAUUAAUGUUACACGUUGUAAAGAUGAUGAAGUCGGGCUUCUUGCGACGCUUUGGGUGCCUACAAGAAAAGAUAUUUGGGAUCUACCCAAGGCUGGAAAAUCUCUUGGGUUCUUUUGCAAUCCUCGAUACAGUAUUGGGGAUGCGUCUGUCAAACUCAACGCCUCGUCCGGGAUGAUCACCAGUUACACUAUAAACUACGAAUCUUUUGUUGAUGUCAACAUCCAAACAUCUAUGGAAGCCACUUACGCAUAUCUCACCAAUCCCAAUGAUUCUCGUUUCCAAACGUCUACGACAGGCCCGCUGGAGCAGUUAGAGCUCAAUCAGACCGUAGUUCGUGCUGCAGCGCACUCUUUUAUCUAUCUCACCGGUAUCGAUCCUUUCUUCGCAUCCAUGACCGGAAGACGGCUUGGUAAUCUAAGUGAAACGUACAUGGAAAACCCGGAAGUUUUUAAAAGCGAGGUUGAAACUUUUGCUAGCCAAAUCAUGGUACAGGUCGUCAGUUCUUUCGCGCGAGUUGAGGACUCCACAGAAACAAGAGGGCUAUUAACUACUAUUCAGCCAAGAAUUUUCAUACGGCAAUUUACACUCCGCCUUCUCUAA